Messenger RNA from Hemiscyllium ocellatum (epaulette shark), 1236 nucleotides. RefSeq names its product armadillo repeat containing 1, like (gene armc1l). Lineage: Eukaryota; Metazoa; Chordata; Chondrichthyes; Orectolobiformes; Hemiscylliidae. Gene Ontology annotation, molecular function: protein binding; metal ion binding. The record is from RefSeq and is a predicted model, not a curated record. Bases 333 to 1166 code for a protein of 277 amino acids. The transcript has 7 exons.
CCGGCGGUUUGUUCGAUGACAGCGAGCGGAGAGUGUCUCUUCGACCCGAUGUCCUCCCUUAUCCUCACCUCUGCCCCUCCGGGAGACCGGACACCUCUAAUCCCUGUUCCUUUUCCGUAAUUCACAUUCCCCUUUCCGAAACCGGACCACGCUCCAACUUAAGGCUGGUUUGUGGCCUAUUGCGCCCCGCCCCCAGGGUUCAGCUUCUGUACCGUGCCCACUUUCUGUUGCUUUAAUAAAACGACCCAGUAGCCUUCACAUUAGGGCCCUGCGUCGCCCAGCGAAGUGGUAUUGAACACACUCGGCCCUUUUUAUUACUGGAGGCUGAGUGAAUGACAUGCAAGAUGAUGGAUGCUUUGGCUGUAGUUAGUCAACUGAGGGACUUGGCUUCAGAACCGCAGAAUAGAGAAGCAAUUGUCGAAGACAAGGGAUGUCUUUCAGGUCUCGUGCUGUUCCUGGAACACUGCAAUCUGCAAGUACUGCAUUGUGCCCUUCAGGCACUGCAUAAUCUGGCAGAAUGUCCCUCUAAUAGAGAGAUAAUGAAAAAUGAAUUAGGAUUGAUGAGCAAUCUUGAGAGACUACAGAAAAGGUACGACACAUCAGAAGGCAUCAACGUUUUGGCAACAGAAAUUUAUGAACUGUUGAAGAAGCCUGUACAGACUGUCAAAGCAAGAAUUCAUAAUUCUAGCAGUAAAAAACGUGUGCCAGCCCAGUUUUUCGUUAACAGCACAAUUAAGAAAGCAAAAACAAUCACACUACAAAUAGAUGGACUACAUAACAUGGAUAGCCAAAAUAUCUGUGAAGAAGCUUUAUUAAAAGUUAAUGGUGUCAUUAGCUUUACAUUCCAAAUGGCUCUUCAGCGUUGUGUUAUCAGAAUCUAUUCUGAUCUUAAAGUUGAGUCUCUUGCUUCAGCAAUUGCAGCAACAAAAAUAUUACAAGCUUAUCAAGUUGUGAAAAACAAGGAUGGAAAAGAGGAUAUCAUUCGUUUUUGCACCAGUAAUGCAAAAAUAGUAGAAAGUCUGAAUUUGCCUGAUUAUCUUCCUGAGGAUGAAAGCUCAGAAAUACAGCAUAAUAAAGCUAUUUCACAAACUGGUGCAAAGGAAAACACAAAUGGAACUUGGUUAAAUGCAGCUGCAAACUUUCUAACCAAAACUUUCUACUGGUAAUAAACAAAUUAUAAAACUUUUGGGGAUGGUAAGUGUUUUUCAUCAUUUGUGUUAAAUAGACAUUACUGGU